Phytophthora nicotianae INRA-310 is the source of this 297-nucleotide messenger RNA. RefSeq lists its product as hypothetical. The transcript has a single exon. The annotation marks the transcript as partial. NCBI's taxonomy places the organism in Eukaryota, Oomycota, Peronosporomycetes, Peronosporales, Peronosporaceae. The record is from RefSeq and is a predicted model, not a curated record.
AUGACUGAAGCCGCACUAGCGGGACCGACCGUCUCGCUCAUGACUCGAAGAAGAGCGUCGGUACCAGCGAAACCGGCAGAAGCAGUUGCUUCAAGCUCGAACUCGGCGUCGGCGUCCGAGGCAAAACAACGGAGUAAGGGCAGCGGGAACACUGCGAACAGCGAGAAUGUUAGUGAAAGUAGCAAUGCAGCACAUGGUGGCGAGGCAAAAGCAGGAGGCAGCACUCCAGCUAUCCACCAGAAUCAUCCGGAGAGUUUAUGUCGGUAUUCGAACAAGCGCUGCUACAACAAGCGAGCG